Candidula unifasciata is the source of this 300-nucleotide messenger RNA. The record is from the annotation of a GenBank genome assembly. NCBI's taxonomy places the organism in Eukaryota, Metazoa, Mollusca, Gastropoda, Stylommatophora, Geomitridae.
AUGACGUCCAAGACUGCCUGUGUUGUUGGGGCUGGAGCAGCAGGGAUAGCGACACUGAAGGAAUGUCUAAAGCAAGGGUUCGAACCUGUCUGCUAUGAGUUAGACUCAGACGUAGGCGGAAUCUGGUGCAAGAAAGACUACUCCCAGCCCACCAACACCCCCGCUGUUUGGAACAACCUGAUCAUGAACUCGUCCAAGUUCAACAGUUGCUAUAGUGACCUGCCUCCACAGUUUGAGGACACUCUCUACCUAACAGCUGAGGUGAGGAGCACGUUGCUCUUACAGUCAGUGUCGAAGUAG